Scleropages formosus (Asian bonytongue) is the source of this 12936-nucleotide messenger RNA. RefSeq names its product protein bassoon-like. The coding region runs from base 154 to 11412 and encodes 3752 amino acids. NCBI's taxonomy places the organism in Eukaryota, Metazoa, Chordata, Actinopteri, Osteoglossiformes, Osteoglossidae. The record is from RefSeq and is a predicted model, not a curated record. Gene Ontology annotation, cellular component: cytoskeleton of presynaptic active zone; axon; GABA-ergic synapse. Gene Ontology annotation, molecular function: structural constituent of presynaptic active zone; metal ion binding. Gene Ontology annotation, biological process: protein localization to synapse; presynaptic active zone assembly. The transcript has 11 exons.
UGUGCGCGUGCCCGGCGCAGGCUGCCGGACUGUAGCUGAAGAGUGUAGGCGACGAUGGCGGAAGCGGGGCGCCGCGGACCUCGCUAGGCUCCUUUGUUUUACCCUCAUUUUACUCGUGCGAAGCGUUCGCAGAGACCGCAGCCGCGCUCCGAAAUGGGCAACGAGGCGAGCGCGGAGGGCGGCGGGGGCCCAGGAGCGGAGCCCGGAGCCCCUGGAGCCCUUUCAGCACCACCGGGCGGCGGAGAGCGGCCGAAAGCGAGCAACGGGGCGCCGGCCGGCGGCGGCGGCGGCGGCGGCGGCGGAGGAGGCGGAGGAGGAGCGGCGGCGGCUCGAGGGCCCGGCGGCGGCCGCGGCCUUGAUGAGAAGACGGGAGCCCGGCCUGGUCCCGGGGACGGCCGAACAGGGCCGCCAGGGCGGGGCCAAGAGCUGCCCGCUGGGAGCCCAGGCCAUUCCCAAAACCAAGCGCAGGGUCCUUCCUCCAGGCAGGAGCUCCAGGUGGAUGUCAAAGCUGGGAAGUCCCCAUCAGCAACCCCUGUCCAUGGCAGCGCUCCCACGUCCCCGUAUUCGCUUCCCCAGAUCGCCCCCAUGCCCAGCAGCACGCUGUGCCCCGUGUGCAAGACCACGGACUUGAGUGCUUCCCAGGACCGUUCCAGCUGCAACACCUGCACACAGUGCCGCUCCACUGUGUGCAACCAGUGUGGCUUCAACCCUAACCCGCACCUCACAGAGGUCCAGGAGUGGCUGUGUCUGAACUGCCAGAUGCAAAGAGCCUUGGGAAUGGACAUGACGACUCCCCGCGCCAAGGGCCAGCAGGAAACGGAGCUGUCGCCGGGCACAGAGAUGCAUGUCAGGCCCACGCUUCAGCCGAGCAAGUCGGACACCCAGACCCAGGAGCGGCAGGAACGAGGUGGCCGGAGCAGUCAGCCCCUGGUCAAGGCCCCUUCUCAGCCUGACCUGUCCCGUUCCUCCACAACCCACCAGCCUGAGCAGGCACGAAGUGCUGGCAGCUCCCCCUCCAGGCAGAGCCAGGAGCAACCAUUUGGAAAGCUCUUUGGGUUUGGGGCGUCCCUCCUGAAUCAGGCCAGCACUUUAAUAUCUGCAGAAGCGCUGGCGCCGUCCCAGCCCCAGCCGUCCUCUGCCAAGGGGCCCCAUGUCCCCGCAUCAGGAUCUGCCCCAGGCCUUCAUGCUCCCCCUAAGAAGCAACCUGCUCCUAUGCCAAAGGGACCGGAGAAGACCAAGGCCAACUGCCCACUCUGCAAGACAGAGCUGAACAUCCAGAGCACCUCUGAGCCACCGAACUACAACUCAUGUACACAGUGCCAUGCCCAGGUGUGCAACAUGUGUGGCUUCAACCCCAUGCCUCACCUGGUGGAGAAGAAAGAAUGGCUCUGCUUAAACUGUCAGACUCAAAGGCUAAUGUGUGGAGCCCUGGAGGAACCCCUUCCUGUUCUGCCUCCAUCUGCAGUGCUCCAGAAAACAGGUUCUCCCCAGCACCAAACACCUGCCAGUCAAGAGCAGCCGUUACAGAAGAAGGGCCAAGGUCAGCACGCUGACUCCAGGUUAACAGGUCAGCAGCUGCAGCAGAAGCCUCCAGAAUUUCAGGAGACUAAGUCAAGCACACAGAGCUUGAGUGAUACAGGUUAUUCCUCUGAUGGUAUCUCAAGCUCCCACAGUGAGAUCACAGGCCUGGUCCAAGAGGAGGAGAUGAAGCUAACCAAGGGUGAGGUCCAUGAGCACAGCCUCCCAACCCACUCUGAGGUCCCCAAGCUUGAAAGCUCCAAAGAGUCAUUGCUCCAGUCUAAAUCUGACCCAAGGCAAGAAUUGAGCAGGGAGCAUAGACCCAGUGAUGGUGAUGAUAAGAAGACACGGCCACGGUCUUUGUCCAUCAGCCAAGAUGGCUGUGGCUUGGAUGAGGAGUUGGGUGACAUUAGAGAGGAGGACAACAGUUUACCAGACUGGGAAAGACGGCAUAACCACAGAAAGCCACCAAAAGACCUGACAGAUGAAGACAUCAUGAGAAGGCACAUUUUGGAAAUGAGUGCUGAUGAGGAAGAAAACAAUGAGGAUAAAGAGUACAGCUACCAAAAGCUGAAAAAGAGCCCAAAGCACGGUGGUGAUUUAGGGAAAGAAAAACGGCGCCUGAGUCAUCACUCAAACAGCUACGAGGAGGAGAGAAAAGGAGCCACCAGAGCCUUCAAAGGUACUGCAGAAGAUGAAGAUGAUGAUUUGUUGACUUCACAAGGAGGUCUGCGCCGAUUUAAAACUAUCGAACUGAAUACUGCAAACAGCUACAAUCGUGAUAUGGAGCUCAGCAAUGACAAUGAUCUCAGCUUGGACCGAGAACCUGAGCUUGAGAUGGAGAGUUUGACAGGCUCACCGGAUGAGCGUUCAAGGGGAGAAUAUUCAUCUACUCUCCCUGCAACUACACCUAGCUACACUUCUGGCACAUCUCCCACUUCUGUGUCAUCUAUGGAGGAAGACAGUGACAGCAGCCCCAGCCGCAGGCAAAAGUUGGAGGAGGCCAAGCAGCAGCGGAAGGCUCGCCAUCGCUCUCACGGUCCACUUCUUCCCACCAUUGAAGACUCAUCUGAAGAGGAUGAAUUAAGGGAGGAGGAAGAACUCCUAAGAGAACAGGAGAAGAUGAGGGAAGUGGAGCAACAGAAGAUUCGAAGUACUGCCAGGAAACCAAAAAGGGAUAAAGAUGAGUUGAGGGCUCAAAGACGGAGGGAGCGAUCCAAAACCCCUCCUAGCAACCUCUCACCCAUUGAGGAUGCAUCUCCUACGGAGGAGCUUCGACAAGCAGCUGAAAUGGAGGAGCUUCACAGAUCUUCCUGCUCAGAAUAUUCUCCAUCCAUUGACUCAGAGGCUGAGGGGUUUGAAAUAAUGGCUUCACAGCCAUACAAAACUGGUAAUUUGCCAAAAUUCAUGUCACUGUACUCCCCUACCGAAAAACCAACAGUUGCCUCACCUUCUGCUGAAAAACCUCUGAAAACAGCGGAACAGGUCUAUGAAGAAAUGGUGAGAAAAGCUGAAACACUUCAGAAGCAGCAGACACAGCAGAAGAAUCUGCGAAGUGGACAUCAACAGCAGUUUUCCACAUAUGACAUGCAACAGAUCACAACAAACCGCUUUGAAACUGUAGGAAAACAACUUUUGGAAGCUGGCUCAUCUUCGACCAAAUUACUGGAGCAAAACAAUCCUCCUCUGACACCUGGAACAAGCCCCACGCAGGUUUCAGCGCCAGUGUCGUUCUCCUCUGGAGGUGAAACUGGAGCUAGAGGAGCACACAGUAUGAAUCCUGCGGUUGCGAGUCAAGGAAAUCAGAUGCUUACCACAAAUCAAACAUCACCUCAUUUUCACCAAAGAGGAAGCCCAGCUGCUAGUUCAAGUAUCUCUGGCAAGACAGCAGAGGUGACUCAAGGGUACAACCAGCGAGAUGGUACUGCCAGGAAGUGCAUUCCAGCUAACACACAGAAGACAUCUUCUGAGCCAGUCAGUUCAUCACUCACAUCAAAGGUCUUCUCUUAUUUCAAAGGAACCAGCCCUACUGCUUCCCCCUCUACAUCUCCCACACAGAGUCCAUCCCGUUCUACAUCCAGAGCAAGUACUGCUGACAGCUCCACUAGGGGCACUGAGACAGGCAGCAAGCCAGUACACCGUGCUGACCAUGGUGCUACCACCCCAGCACAGACACCAAACAGAAAUGCUCCACCACGUCUUUCCCGACAGCAGUCCUCCCAGGAAUCACCCUUUAUGGUGGUCACCUUGGGGUCGGAGCCUGUCAGCCCCAGUAAGCCAGUGACUGUCAAUUCUUCUACCUCUCCCCUCUCUUCACCAACAAGGCUGCGACGUCAGCCAACAUUUGAGACCAGUACACCAACUUCUCCACAUCCACAUUUACAUCAGUCUCCUCCUCAGCAUAGCUCAUACAAGACACAGACUGGGGAGAGAGUUAUCACUGGGACCAGCACAGCAGGCACAUGCAGCAGAGGAUCAUUGCCAGUGGAAAAUAUAUCUCUCUGUAGAAUAUCAACUGUUCCAGGGACAUCCAGAGUUGUUGAACAAGGUAAAAUGCAAAGUAGUAACGUUGUCGAUCUUAGGACUCCCCUGAAGCCAACCCCCGUUAUUAUGACAGAGCAGGGUAUGGAUUUAACAUCUGUAGCUACAGAAACACGAAAAUAUUCCAUUGGAAAUGAGGCCAGUUCGAGUCGUCAUAUUACAGCUGUUCAGCCACUCAUUAUGAACCUGAAUGCGCAAGAACAUCCACAUGUGUCUGUGUCAACACCAACAACUGUAAGCAUUACAGUAGCAUCAUCUAUGUUUAUAUCCCAGCCAAAACAACCUGUGGUUUAUGGAGAUCCUCUCCAGAAUAGAGUAGACUUAGGUCAAGGAAUGGGAUCAGCAGUAUGUCUCAUUCAGAGCAAAGCACCACCCAUUGACCCAUCCAUCCCAAAGAUAGAUGCAUGUCUGGAAGACUUGGGUAUUCAGCAACAACAACUACAGUUACAGCAACAAAAGUUACAACAGCAGCAGCAGCAGCUUGAGCAGCAGCUGCAAGCAACUUCUUUUGCCAGGUAUAAUUUAGCAAAUCAGGUCCAGCCAAUGCAGAAAAAAGACAUGCUGGUGAGCCAGACCAGCAACCCACAGACUACAGUUAGUAUUAGUGUAAUCCCCAGGGCAUCCGCUGUUCCUCUUCCAAUACUGGAUUCUUCCCCAGCACCUCGUGAUAUCUUUUGUGGGGUUCCUCUUGAGCUGAAAAAUAAACCCACUGCCAUGAAUCUGUCAACCAGUAAAUCUCACGUAAUGAUGGUGGAACUGGAAGGUGGUGCCUCACAAGGGGCAGCAGUGACUCAGCUGGUUAAAGCAGCAGAACCACCUCCCCAGGAGGUCCUGGAUUUAACUGGACAAAUUAAACCAGAGGCCCAGGUGGCCUGCUGUGAUGUAGUCUACAAAUUACCAUUUACUGGAACUUGCAAGGGACCCUUUGCACAGAAACCAAAGGGUACUGACAAUAGUUCUACUACGGAGCCCUCACAGAGUAGACAGUUUGCUUCUGAUUCUCAGUAUAGUGGAACUCAUGUGCAUGAAUCCGAUCAAGAAGACUUCCAAUAUCAACGACAUGUAGAAAGCAAGAUAAGUGUAAGGGAAGACCAUAAACCUCAGUCCUUGCCUGCCUCUGGAAGGUUGCAGCCAUCUAUGUCUGACACUAAUCUUUCAGUUGUCGGGAUUCAUCACUGUAUUACAAAAUCUAACCCCCCUGACCUGGCAGUGGAUUUAAGCACCAUGAAGGAGGCCUAUGAAGGAAGCUACUUUGGUGGGGUGGGUGUGCAGUAUGGAUCCUACACAGAUUUACGGCAGCAGAGUGACAUUAUAGGUCAGACAUUCCCUAUACGGAGGUAUGGAUCCAUGUCAAAUAUUAACACAGACUACCGCUGCUCUUCACGUGAUCCAUCCAGUUUCCAGGAGUCCAACUUAGCUCAAUAUAGUGCCACCACUGCCAGGGAAAUCAGUAGAAUGUGUGCAGAUUUAAAUUCUAUGGACCAGUUUGGUGGGAGAUCUGGCAGUAACCCUGAGCAUCUUCAGUACAGCACUACAGAUGUAUAUGGUCUAAGAGGCAGACUCAGUUUACAGCAAGGUUUGCCAUCGAUGAGGCCAAAUAUCAUGUACAGCUCUGAUGGCAGGCAGACUCCUCAUGGUCAAGCCUGUGCAAAUUUAUUCAAUGCAAGACAGGCCAGUUUAAGGGCACUGUAUCCCUCUGCUGUGAGAGCUGCAGAUGGCAUGAUCUACUCCACCAUCAAUACUCCAAUAGCUUCCACGUUGCCAAUUACUACUCAGCCUGCCUCUGUCCUGCGACCCAUGCAGCGGGGAGUUUAUAGACCUUACCCAGCUGGAAACAUGACCACAGUACCUUUGGCUAGUCUCACCAGGUUGCCUCUAAUAGCCCCAAGAAUGCCUCUAUCUGCACAGAGACCUUACCGUUAUCCUCCGCCCUGCCGUUUCCCUAUGGCCUCCAUUCCUGCUAGUGCAUCUGCCGCAGGCACAGCACUGGAGACUCCAGUCUACCUGGGGAAGCCAUCUGUGACUCCUACAGUACCCGGUACCAUGCACACAGUUUCACCACCAUAUAGUCACCUACCUGCACAUAGUGCAGCAAUAGGAAGUGUGUGUACCACAGCAGUAGCAACAUCUUCAUCUGCUGGGAUACCUACCAGUCAACAACUCCAACUCCAGCCACAUCCUGAGAUGGGAAAUGUACAGAAGCAGCACACUCAGCCACAGAUUCAGAUGCAACCUCAAACCAUUCCUCAAAUUCCAUCACAGCUGUUGCCCCAAGUAGAACCCAUAAGACAAGCUCAUAUACAAACACAAUUACAAACACACUCUGAGCCUCAGAUCCAACCACACAUUCAGCAACAGACUGAACUGCAAGCUCAGGCCAAAAUUCAACCACAAGCUGUUCCUCAAGGUGCAGUUCAGGCUCAGGUGCUCCCUCAGACUCAGACUCAGCCUCUCCAACAAACACAACCCCAAACUCAAUGUGAAACAGUCUCCCAGGCUGCAAAACCUCUAACAGUCAGUACGAGCACAAGUAAUCCGGAGACGGCGAAGGAAGAGGAGCGACUGCGCCAGCAGCACGAGCAGUUGUUGCAGUUAGAAAGGGAACGUGUGGAACUGGAGAAACUGCGACAGUUGCGCUUGCAAGAAGAGCUGGAAAGAGAUCGUCUGGAACUUCAGAGACACAGAGAGAAAGAACAGAUGUUAGUUCAGCGUGAGAUUCAGGAAUUGCAAACUAUAAAGCAGCAGGUCUUGCAGCAACAGCAGGCUGAGAGGGAAACUCAGCUGAUUCUGCAGAGGGAGCAGUUAGCGCAGCAGAGGUUGCAGCUAGAUCAGAUCCAGUCACUGCAACAACAGCUCCAGCAACAGCUGGAAGAGCAGAAAAGGCAGAAGACUGCUGCUGCAGAAGCAGCUGCUGCUUCUGCAGCUGCUGCAGCUGCAACAAGUGCUCAAAGUGCUCUGCAAGGGGUGGCCAUUGUUGGUGGGGCUCCCCCUCAGUCAUUUUCUAUUGUUUGUGACAAAACUGGUAGAGUAAUUCAGAAAGACAUGCCACCCGAAUUUCAGAGGACACUUGGGCCGAAUGUGCAGUUUUGGCAACCUUAUGUUGAUGGACAGGUUGUCCAGGGUGUGAUCCCUUCCAGAUCUUUGCCCAGCUCUGCCUCUGAAAGGUCUCUGAAGAAUAAUGAUGAGCUUCUGGAGUCAAAGGUGAUAAAAAAACGAAACUCAAUGCCCCGUUUGAGAGAUGGGGUGGAAGGUAACGACAGCCAGCCAACGGUAAAGAGGAUUGCUGACAGUAGUGUGCAGACUGAUGAUGAGGAUGGAGAGGAGAGGUUAAUUGUGUCUCGACGAAGGAGGACCAGGCGCAUUGUUGACAGUAGCGUCCAGACAGAUGAUGAGGACCAGGAUGAGUGGGAGCAGCCGAUCCGGCGCAGAAGAUCUCGCUUUUCCAAGCACUCAGAGUCAAGCUCAGAGAGUAAGGCCGACAUGUCCAAGGUGGCCUCCCAGAGUGUGGCCAUUCAGACAACUAACGAUUCUUCAUGCCAGACUGAACCAGAUCAGCUGGGUAGAGUUUCCCCAGCAAUACACAUAAGUACAGCAGAAAGCAAGGUGGAGUUUUUGCACUACAUUUCUGCACCAGAGAGGACCCUGAAAGGUGAAAGCCUUGCCUGCCAGACAGAACCUGAGGCUCAGUCCCAGGGGGUAGUGAUGCCCCAGCUCAAUGUGCCCACUACGGUCAGUCCUUAUUCUUCCAACACGCAACUGGCUGGACCUGGCGCUGCAGAUGCUCUCUCUUCACGAAUUCCAGGGAUGACUAAGUUUGAGCGGAGGAAGCCUGAUCCUCUAGAUAUCAGUUACCAGAACCAUAUGCACAGCGAAUCUCUGUCUAACCUGGUUCGCCAGCCUCCUAAGUCCCCCCAGGUUUUGUACUCUCCCGUGUCCCCGCUUUCUCCCCACCGCUUGCUGGAGAAUUCCUUCUCCUCCAGUGAGCGGCUGAACAAAGCUCACGUCACUCCGCAGAAGCACUUCACAGCCGAGUCUCCACAGCGCCAUCAGUCUCUGCCUCGUCCAGUCAAGUGUGUGCAGCGUUCAAUGUCUGAUCCCAAGCCUCUAAGCCCCACAUCAGAAGACCCUUCGCGGACCAGGUUCUCCUUGUAUCACCAUCAAGCGCUCCAAAACAGCCAGCUUGGCACGUUGCAGCAGAGCUCACCUAUACGGAAAGUGAAGAGGACUCUGCCCAGUCCACCCCCUGAGGAGACCCCUCUUCCCAUCAUGACCCCUGCUCUCCCCAAAAUUUACUCCUCUCCCAGCACUCCCCAGAGAGUGCUCCCCAGGCCAGCGUCAGAUGACCCCAAGACAGGGCUUUUGAACGAACUGAAGGUCGUAGAGCAGGAGUCCAGCAAGUUGCGAAUGCAGCAGGCUGAGCUGGAGGAGGAGGAGAAGGAAAUUGAUGCCAAGCUACGCUACCUAGAAUUGGGUAUCACCCAGCGCAAAGAGACUAUGAUCAAGGAGCGGGAGCGGAGGGAGUUAGCCUACAUGCGCUCCAUAGGGGAUACUAGGGACUACGUGUCAGACAGUGACCUCAGCAACUUGCAUAUGGUGGGAACAACCUUUGAUGGAAGUGGGCUCCUUGUAAAACCGAGCACAGCACCAAUGAACCAGUUCACCACAGACCAGAUGAUCUCCACUUCACCCUUCCUUAACUAUCAGUAUCCCCAGAGCCAACCUGCACCUGUGCCCCAGAGCACCCCUGUCUACCAGCAGAUAGGGUUCCAGCCUCCCCAGUACCCUGCAGACUCUCAGUCCCAACCACAACCUGGCACUUUUCAGCCCCAACUUGCUGCACCAUCAACCCAACAAGCACAGGCUUCAGGUGCUUUUCCAACACACAGUUUGCCUCAACCAUCUUCUUACCAGACAGACUUAAGGGUACAACAGAGCCAUCCAGGCUUCCAGCAUUCUCCUGGCCCAACUUCUUAUGCAUCACAGACAUUGCCAUACCCAUAUGCAGGCCAAACCCCAUACCACACGGGUCAGAGCAUUUCUUUCCAGCCACAGGCAGAUAUGCUCACUGCACACCAGAAGCCCAGACAGACCUCACUGGCUGAUCUGGAGCAGAAGAUUCCUACUAACUAUGAAGUUAUAAGCAACCCCACUGUGAUGGUCACCACCACCGGUCAAGAUGGUACCUGUAAUGCCGGUUAUUCCUCAACAACUAUGGCUGGCACUUGUGGGCAGUAUAAACCACCAGAGCAGAGCCUUUCCGAUUGUAUCCACUCUGAUGUCAGUCCAACAUCAACUUAUACUUCGGAGGGCCUUUAUUCAAACCUUGAGCACAACAUUCCACGGAAUUAUGUGAUGAUAGAAGACAUCAGUGAGUUAACAAAGGAGAACAUGAACACAUCCUCAGAUAUGCAGAGAACUAAUGGGAAUGGUCGUUAUGGGAGUGAAAGCCCUUCUAUGAGGAUGGCUUCAUAUGGCAGGGUUGAUGAAGUGACUGAAGACCUGUAUGACCCCCACGGUAGCGUUAAGGCCAGAAGUAGCUAUCACCCACAAGGUAAGGACAGUAACAGUCAAAUGAGCAGCAGCAGCACAGUAGGCAUUGGGUCAUCAUAUUACUGUGAUGAUUACAAGUUUUCUACUCGCACAGGGUCUGGAUCAGGGCCACCCCAGAAACAGUCAUCUAAGAACAUGGCGCCAACGGUGUCCUCUAAACGCAGUAAACACAGGAAACCAGGCACGGAGCAGAAGAUCUCCAAAUUUUCACCCAUUGAAGAGGCAAGGGAUGUUGAGUCAGACUUGGCCUCAUACAGCAUCCCAACAUCCGCUAGCAAUAGCAGCACUGUUGCAUCUAGGGCAAGGAAGCUUCAGGAUGACAUCACAUAUGGACUGAAGAAGAAUGUCUACGACCAACAGAAAUAUUAUGGUCUUUCCAGUCGGGAGGGCCUUGAGGAAGAUGAUCGAGUAUAUAGCUCUGGAAGAUCAAGGUCAACUGGCUAUGGAAUGGACAAGGUCACUUCGAGAGAUUCAAAUAGCUGUCGGAGCAAGUCGUAUGAGAGGGACAUUGUGGAGCGUUCUCAAAGGGGACAUCGCAGCAGACCUUCUGCACGAGCUCAAAACUUGGAGGAGGAGAGCCCCCUGAGUCCCGUGGGGAAACCAAUGGGUGCUGGCCGAGGCCCCGUGGGGCCAGAGUUGCAUGAUAGCCACAAUCAAUAUGGCUCAAGCCAUUCCCUGCCUGACGUGCAGGAGCACAUGAAGGACUCACAGAGGAGCCAUAUUUACAAGCCUGAUGACCCUUACCUGGUAGAUGACAUGCAUUGUGCUGUCUCUGAUAGUGAAGCAUAUCAUUUGGGGCAGGAGGAGACAGACUGGUUUGAGAAGCCGCGAGAGGUUCGCUCUGAUCGUUCAAAGCAUUACGGUGGAAGCAGCCAUUCGUCCACGCACAGGAGGAGUCACGCCAAACAGACAUAUCAUGACUAUGAUGAGCCACCGGAAGAAGACAACUGGUCUCAGGAUGACUACAGUCACCAACGCCCUUCCUCAACUACAUCUCGAGAUCACAGACACCAUGGCACCAGCUCAGGAAGGCACUCCUCUUCUCGGCACUCUGCUGAUGACCCAAGACCCUCCAGGACAUCCCGGGGACACCACAAGGACCCAUCAAUGCGGCACGAUUCUCGUGGGUCAUCCUCCACACAGAAGAGAGGGACCUCUGAGUCUAGAUCCACACAAGGCUAUCACUCGUCUGAUUACUCCCGAGAUUCCUCCAGCCACAGUCACAGCUCAGCUGGGCAGAGGACGCAGAAGCAGCUACCAUCCUCAUCCUCCAGGAGACAAGACCCACAGGGCCCACCCUCUGCUGCUCCCAGACAGCAACCCUCAAGUCAGCAACAACGAUUGACCGGCGGGGCAACACCUGAAAGGCAACAAGAAGGGCAGCCACUGGCUGGGGCAGGGGAAGGCGCCGGGUCCAGUACAACCCAGGAACAGCAGACCAAACCUGGACAGAGUCAAACUCCAGGUCUGACCCAGACCCAGUCCCCAGCCCAGAGCCAGGGCCCGAAUCAACUUCAAGCUGGUCCUCAGCCUGCUACAGCAGUGAAGACAGACCUGGCUGAUGACAAUUCCGCACUGGGGAUGAAAUCAGCAGGAUCUCAGCCUGCCAAAGCACCAACUUCCGGCAUUGGUUCAAAGGCAGCACCGAAGCCUGGGGGGGUUGGCAGUACGAUAGCAGGGCAGCCAGCAGCUGAUGGCGAUAGUGUCUUUUCUAAAAUCCUGCCAGGAGGGGCAGCAGAGCAAGCUGGGAAACUUGGAGAUGCCGUAUCUGCCCUCGGCAAGAAAUUCACCUCCUUUUGGUGAGCAGCAUGAAGGUGACACACAGCACUUCUCCAAAACAGGUUCUGCUCUGCAGGGGGGCAACAGUCCUACGUCUUUCUAGUACUUCUGACCGUUUCCAUUUGGACUUGACAGAACAAGGACACAAAGCACGUCUUCUUGCAGAACAAAGAAGGAAAACAAUCUCUGCUGUGAGCAAGGACCUCCCUCGAUGUCUGUUACCCUGUUGUGUGUCGCAUGCCGGACCUGGGGCCCGAACACACAUCGGUCUGGGCCGAACACCGUCCAGCACCUCUAACCUGGAGGCUCUGACCCCGGAUGACAAAGAGAAACGGGCACAGAAUGCGGCCCGUCCCAGACCCGGGGUAGGCGGCGUGCAGCCAGCCCGUCGAAGCCAUUGCCAACACGGGUCCAUGUGGUUGUGGGGUCUCCGGUUAAACUGGUCAAACACUCUCUCAUUGUUUGUUAUUGUUUGCCUGGUUUUCUUUCUCAGCGGGAAGAAACAGCCUUAACCAUUUCGUAUCGAUGUACAUACCUCACGUCUUCACGCCCAUGUGACCCCACUCGAUUGCUUCCCAGUCAAUACUACUGUAUAUAACUCCUCAUUAAAUACACAUUGUCAUAUUUCUUUCUACUUUUUUGUGGGAUGUCGUUUUGUUUGUUUUUUUCUAUUCAUAUUUUUCAUGUGUUACAAGUAUAUCAUUUAUCACACUUUUUUCUUUUUCAUGUGAAAAAAGCAAUAGUUUGCUGAAAGGCGACAAGAGCACAAUUGGUGUCGUGUGAACGUGGGGCUCUGAACAGCAGCCCCGCUGCGUUGUUGGGCUUUUCCGUGCGAACCCCCCUCUGCCCGCGCUGUGCUCCUCACGCCGGCUGCUCCGGGCCACAAACGACGCACGGUAAGAGAAGAGUGCGACUGAGUCCAAGAGGUCCGCUGUCCAAAAUACGGUCAUUCCUUCGCAGAACAUCGUUUCCAACGUCAGGACGCAGCGGCAGAGUGACAGAGGGCUCCGCUCGGGAGGGGACCGCAGCAGCUUGUCCACGCAACCAUCUUCUGUGCACCUUGCUGUGCUCAGGGGCCCGGAUGACACACCGUGUCUCCUGCGACUGCCCCCCCCUGCAAAAUAGCCAUUUACAUCAGGAGUGCGCGCGCGCACACACGCACACGCACACGCACGCACGCACACACAAACACACACCGUGCCUGUGCAGGCAGUGGAACAGCGUGUGUGUGUGUGUGGGGUGUGAGGCGUUGUGUGUAGACGCUCAUUCCAGACAUUUGCUGCAGCAGUAACCCUGUAACCCUGUAACCCUGUUGGCAACAUCGCCAAGCUCCUGUAGCGCAAACCCGAACGCGCCGUUGAUGGUCGUCGUGGAAACCACACAUCUGCCUCUACUUGUUGUUUUGUUGCGGUGUUGCAGGUGCCCCACCCAGUUAUCAUUUCUAAUGUCUAUGCAAAUAUUGAUUGUGAAAUGGAAGAGGUAAAACCGCGUCACGUUUAAUAACAUUGUCAAUAUUAUGUUUAAGAACACAACUUGUGAUAUUAAAGA